UUUUUAUACUGUCUAUGGUUCUCCCCCGCUACAGGGAGGGAUGUAGCACGUAUCACUGGUGAAGUAACCUCGGGAAAUAUUUUCUCGUCAUCCUGUGAUUACAAGCUUAGGUUUAUUUGGUUGAAGUUGCACUGCGGAUAAAAUGUCGUCUUGGACGAAAUCGUCUGCAUCGGCCCGGCGGCAACCAGCUAACCCAAACGGAAGUGCUCAACAACUGCGUCUGUUUCGGAGAGCAGCGCCUUACCCCAAAAGAGACGAGAGGAACGAAGAGCUCAAGGAUGCCCUGGAAAGUUAUGAAGAUCUAGAUCAAAUUCAAAACUACAGUGGAAGUGUGAUGUUCGAGGGGUACAAACAUCAACCAAAUGCCAAGCCAGACGGCUGCACCCCAGCAGACCGCCGUAAAGCCCUGUAUCAGAAGUUCUACCGACAGGUGCAGGAGGAGAAGAAGCCGGCUGACUGUGUGGUCCUCUCUGUCACCAACCGGUGCCUGGAUUACCCCAAAUCGCUAAGCCAGUGCUUGCAGGAGCGUGGCCUGUCAGUGGAAAUGCUCUACCUUCAGGCGGAAUCGGGCCUGACCCGGGCUCUGCAGGAUGUCCGAGCAGAAGGCUCCCCGUUAUGUAUUCUGGUGGAGCAGACAAACGUAGCUCUGUCCUCCUGCACUGUUAUCAUAUUCUCAGAAUCCCUCAAAAUCCAUCGCAACAUGCCGAAAGACCAGGCCAUGGACUUUGUUGCAGCCGAGUACAGUCGCAGGCGCGGCAAAGAGCGCCCGCCGAAGGACCCGGCAGACAGUGCUGCCCAGGCGUCACAGCUGCUGGAUGACUACCUGGACCGAGAGAAGAUUGACCGCCACACGGUUCCCUCCGAAACCCGUCAGCUCCUCUUGCUGUUUGCUGAAGGGGUGCAUCUCUACCCCGAGGAGAUGGAAACCAUCUCCGAGUAUGUCCGUUCCCGGCAGGAGCACCUACAAGCCUCCCACACGGAGGGGAAGAGGGGUAACAUGUUACCUCCCGGACUGGGCAAGCCGCCUCCUCUGCUCCCCACUCCACCCGGGCCCCCUCAGUCUGCCGGAGCAGGGGGGCCCAUGAUGAACCACCCCUCACCACCCGCUCCUCUCCUUCCUCCACCAGGCUCUCAUCCUAAAUCCAAACCUCCUCCGCUGCUGUCCCUGCAUCGACCUCCUGGUCCUUCACUGUCCUCACACAGCUCCUACUGUGGCCCCUCUAUGCCCCGUGGGCCCAUACUCCACCACCCUCCUCCAUACCACCAAGGCCCCAGGGGCCCUCACACAGGCAGAGGUGCCCCGCCUUCUCUAAAAAGUUGCCGCCCUCCACUUCUCGCUUCUCCAGGUGCCCCUCUUCCACGACCAGGGGGCCCCCGACACUAAGAAAUCACACCCCGACAUCCUCUCUCACUCACACACACACACACACACACACACACACACACACACACACACUGUAACCCAUGCAGGCUUCACGGGCCAGCAGUGUUUUGAACAUUUCAUCUUACUCGACAACAGAAGACUUGUGGCCCUUGUGUAGGAUACCUUUUUUUGUUUAUUUUGACUUUUUUAUUUUUAUAAAAUAGUAAACCACACUCAGUUAGAAAAAGCUUGUAGUUAAUGUUAGAUAUUAUCUUAUUGUAGAUACAUUGAUUAAAGAUGGCAUGGGGUAUUCUGACAUCACAAUCAUUUUAAGUAUUGUUACCUACAUCCCUCAGUCAUUGUUCAUUUCUUUUCUUUAGUAUGUACUGGGCUUCUCAUUCAAAGAGAAAAACGCCAUUAAAAAUGUAUGUAUGUAUUUUCAGUUGUUUUUUUGUGCGUUGGAGGCUCUAGUGACCUGGUCACCAAUGGAUAACUGCGUAUUGGUGGUCUCACAUGGUUUUAGGAUAUUUGUUCUGUAUAUAAUGACUAUAACAAGUAGCCUACUUGCUGUAAAUGGCAUUUCAAGAUGGUGCUUAAGAUUUCACAUGGAUUUCUUUAAAGAUUCUCUUGACCUAAGAGUUUCAGUAUAAAAAAAGAAUUAAAAGUUUGUUUU
Messenger RNA from Etheostoma cragini (Arkansas darter), 2036 nucleotides. RefSeq lists its product as uncharacterized. Bases 143 to 1384 code for a protein of 413 amino acids. The transcript has 9 exons. Lineage: Eukaryota; Metazoa; Chordata; Actinopteri; Perciformes; Percidae. The record is from RefSeq and is a predicted model, not a curated record.